AUGAAAACAAUUUCUCUGAUUCCUUCGACAGAAUAAGUUGUGACAGGGUAAACUUGGAUUGGCGGUCCUACAUAUGAAUUAUAAAAGCAACACGUACCCGGGUAUGCUGGACAUGUGAGAGGAUUAAAAGCUGGUGCUCAUUUAAUUAUAUUUUAGAAUCAUAAUAUGGAAAACCUUUUGCAAAGAUAACAGCUGAAUGUAUGGAAGAAAGAUUAGCUAGAUGCACAAAUUCUGAAGAGAGAGAAAGAUUGUAAACAAGUUACAAGAUUGAGUUUGGAGUAUCAAAUUAACAGUUAUCUAGGAACCCAAUCUAAGAAAACCAUAACUUUAAACUGCAGCUGAAAGAAUUUUGGAAGAUGCUCAUCGAUAAGAGAAGGCUGUAAAUGAGAGAAAUUAUCGAACAUACUAGUAAUGCUUGUAUUUGAUGUUGUUAGAUCUAUGCCUAAAACAAUUAAUGAUAUCCCCCCCAUCGAUAGAUUACCAGUCGUUGGGUAUCAAGGAUUCCGACCAGUGUUUAGACAUCCACUAAAAUAAGUUGUUCCACCUGAAAAACCAUAACCCUAUGUACACCCUUUAAAUCAAAUGGACGAAGGAAUGGCAAAGACUAUGCUUGAAACUAAUGAUAAAUUUAGAUAAACUGUAUUAGAUAUUUAUAAUCUAGUAUGAACAACAAAAGCCUCCCAUUGUUGGAUAUACUGGAUUCAUGACUGGCAUCAAAGCAGAGAAUAUGUAUGGUGAAUCCUACAAGGAUAUCAGUCAUUAAGUUUUAUAAAGGAAGUAAAGAUGA
Paramecium octaurelia is the source of this 787-nucleotide messenger RNA. Lineage: Eukaryota; Ciliophora; Oligohymenophorea; Peniculida; Parameciidae. The record is from the annotation of a GenBank genome assembly.